This is a messenger RNA of Cajanus cajan (pigeon pea), 3249 nucleotides long. RefSeq lists its product as uncharacterized. The record is from RefSeq and is a predicted model, not a curated record. Lineage: Eukaryota; Viridiplantae; Streptophyta; Magnoliopsida; Fabales; Fabaceae.
AUGGCGAAGACAAGGAGAACCAACACAGAAGAUCAUCAUACAGAAGAGGAGGAACAUGUCGAGGUUGUUGAUGAAACUGAUCUGUUCGAAACAGUGCGUUUGCUGAAACAGGAAAUGGCCACGAUGAAGCAACAACGGGAGAAGGAUGCGAGGGAGCUUUCGGCCUUAAGAUCCGAAAAUGAGGCAUUAAAAAAUCAAGAUUCUUCGUGGAAGCCUACUCAUCCCACCACUACUCAGACACAAGGGUCUUAUCAAUCUCAUGAGAUCCGCACAUCGAUUCCUCACGGCUCGGUCGUGGCACCAGCAAAAUCACCUUCGGCCUUGCAUACGGUCGGACGACCCGCCGACGUGGCAACCAUCGGCUCACAUCGGCACCCUUUCACAUCCUCCAUUAUGCAGUUGCCCUUGCUUGAUAACUGGAAAUCGUUGCCCAUUGAUAAAUAUGAUGGUACAACCGACCCUGAUGAACAUCUUGAUGUUUUUCUCACGCAGGUAACCUUGAGCACCACGGAUGAUGCAGCUUUGUGUCGGAUCUUUCCGGCGUCUCUUAAAGGCAGGGCUUUGAGUUGGUUCACUCGGCUACCUCCUAACUCAAUCGAUUCGUUCAACACUUUAUCCUCACAGUUUACCAUCCAGUUCGCAACAAGUCGUCCCCAUAGCUUGACCUCUCUAUCAUUGGUAAGCCUUCGGCAGGACAAGAAGGAGUCUCUUCGGACCUUCAUGGAUCGGUUUAACAAAGUAGCGUUGGAAAUCCGAGACCUUAAUCCGGCCGUAGCACUCCAUCACCUCACAACGGCAUUGAAGCCGGGGCCGUUCGUCAACAGCAUUUGCAAAAAGCCUCCUUCGGACAUGAACGAUUUACGAAGAAGGGCCGACAAGUAUAUGCAAAUGGAGGAGUUAGUUGAAUACCGUAAUCAGGCCCGUGCCGAGUCCCUAAGCAAGACUGAAAAGCCCGCAGAACAACCUUUCAGAGGGAAAGGCAAAGAAAUAACACUGCGAGACCGACCCACUCGUGGGCCGAAAUACUAUCACUACACUCCCCUAAAUGCCAGCAGGGCAGCGGUGCUAGAAAAAGUCCUCGCGUCUGAAGUAUUAGCGGUCCCGAAGAGAGCUUCUACCCCACCACGGGCAGAUACCAGCAAAUCUUGCAGGUACCAUCGCAACCGUGGACAUUCUACCGAGGAGUGUGCUGCACUUAGGGACAAAAUAGAAGAUUUGAUCAAGCAGGGACAGCUUCAUAACUUCGUCGAUCGGUCCGGCUCAUCUCGGCCUCGCUCAGCAUAUCAACCUCGACACCAAGAACGGCACCAGGAUCGGCAUCGGCAUGAUAACUCUGAGAGGACUCGGCGCGACCGAAGCAGGUCUCGCGAUAGAAAGGAUGACCCCUCGGCGGCGCAUAGGAGGGUCAUCAAUACAAUCGCAGGGGGGUUCGCCGAGGGAGGAUCAACUUCCUCGGCUCAAAAAAGACAUUUACGUGCUAUUCGCUCGGUUCACGCCGUUGAUAGGCAGCCUUCCCGAAGACUACCAACCAUAACUUUCACUGACGCCGACUUUCAAGGCAUCGACCCCGUGCAGGACGAUCCAAUGGUGAUCAGUGUGGAAAUUCACAACUGCAUAGUCAAGAAAACGUUGGUUGACCAGGGCAGUUCGGCGGAUAUUUUAUACUGGAAUACCUUCAGGCAGUUAGGUAUUUCCGAGACGGAGUUGAUCCCUUACGAUGACCCGUUGGUCGGUUUCUCAGGAGAACGAGUAAGCACUAAGGGAUAUAUCAAGCUAUUCACUCGUUUUUGUUUUGACGAACAAGAAAGCAGAGAAAUUCAGGUAAAAUAUAUUGUGGUGCAUGCCAACACGUCCUAUAAUAUCCUCCUCGGUCGGCCAUCAUUGAAUAUGCUAGGGGAGAUCCUUACAAUCCACGCCGAUCAGAAGGCUGCUCGGGAAUGCUAUUUCGCCAGUCUGCGCAUAUCUCCCGUCGAAGAAAGACGACAAAAAUCCAAACGUGUUCAUGCCAUAACCCCUUCAACAUCAGACGAGUCGGUCGACUGGGAUCUUAACCCACGAAUGAACGAUGAAGAACGUGUCGAACCGAUUGACGAGAAAGUCCAGUUACAGCUCGGUGUACUUCCCACGCAAGUCACAUACAUCGGCGCCGAUAUGUCCAAGGAAGACUGCUCAAUCUUAAGCCUUGUGAUCAGUCGGAACAAGGACCUGUUUGCAUGGACACCAUUCGACAUGCCCGACAUAGAUAUGGGUGUUAUGUGUCAUAAAUUGUCAAUAUACGCUGAGGCACGACCAGUUGCUCAACGUAAAAGAAAAAUGGGGACCGAUCAAAAAUUAGCAGUGGAAGUUGAAGGGGCAAAGUUACUUGAGGCUAGAUUCAUCCGGGAAGUUCAAUACACUACGUGGUUGGCAAAUCUAGUCAUGGUUAAAAAACCAAACGGCAAGUGGAGAAUGUGCACUGACUACACUAAUCUCAACAAAGCUUGCCCAAAAGAUGCUUACCCACUCCCAAACAUAGAUCGGUUGGUUGACGGUGCAUCGGGUCAUAAGGUCCUCUCCUUCCUAGACGCUUAUUUGGGAUACAAUCAAAUCCGAAUGCAUCCCCACGAUGAAGAAAAGACGGCUUUCAUCACUGACUCAGCUAAUUAUUGUUAUCGUGUGAUGCCUUUCGGUUUAAAGAAUGCAGGAGCAACUUACCAGAGAUUGAUGAAUAAUAUCUUUCGAAACCAACUUGGCAGGAAUAUGGAGGUAUAUGUCGAUGAUAUGGUUGUCAAGUCCGAAGGCAUCACCCAGCACAUAGAUGAUCUCUCCGAAGUAUUCCAGCAACUCCGCAAAUUUGACAUGCGGCUCAAUCCAGAAAAAUGCGUGUUCGGCGUAUCGGGUGGAAAAUUUCUCGAUUUCAUGCUUUUGGCAAGGGGCAUUGAAGCCAACCCCGACAAGUGUCAGGCAAUCAUCGAUAUGAGAAGUCCCCAAAACCUCAAGGAGGUUCAGAAGUUGGCUGGACGGCUCACAUCUCUUUCAAGAUUUCUACCAUGUCUCGCAGAGAUUGCAAAGCCUAUUAUAGGUUUGUUAAAGAAGGUCAAGAAGUUUGAAUGGUCCGUCGGUUGUGAAAAGGCCUUCAAUGAGUUGAAGCAACGUCUCGGCUCCCCUCCUGUUCUCUCUAAACCCGAUCCGCAGGCAGAUAUGGUGGUGUAUUUGUGUGUAUCAAAUGAAGCCAUAAGCGCCGUUAUAGUACAGGAAAACGGCGAGUAA